This is a messenger RNA of Callithrix jacchus (white-tufted-ear marmoset), 3384 nucleotides long. RefSeq lists its product as uncharacterized. NCBI's taxonomy places the organism in Eukaryota, Metazoa, Chordata, Mammalia, Primates, Cebidae. The record is from RefSeq and is a predicted model, not a curated record.
AGUGGGGACAGGAGGAUGGCGGCCAUGUUGGCGCGGGGCGCCAAAGAUGGAGUGACGGAGGACUACGGGCCGGCGAACAACGAGCGCGUGCCCACCCCGGGGCCCAGGCCCGCCCCACCCGGGUCCCCCCCGCGGCCCGCCGGCACGGGGCGCAGUGUGGGCGCCACCCGACGGACAAAGCUGCACCGGGCUCCGCGCGGGCCGCGCUCACCUGCGCCCCUGGCCCACCCGCAACCCGCACCCCCUCAGGGGCCUGCAAGACCCACAGUCGCCCCGCACGAACCUUACCUACUAGCCGCUGAUGCCGCCGUCCACAAGCCCGCGGUUUCCGCCGUCGCUCGUUCGCGCUCUCGCCGGCCCCAGCCGGAGCCAGAAGGCACCUCCCGGCCCCCGCUCCCUCACCGCGUACGCCACCGGCUCCCCAGCAGUCAGAGGAGCCGCGCACUGCGCCAGACUAAGUGCAACAGACGCGCCGGCGCACUGCGCCAGACCAACUCCAACCGACGCCCAGGCGCCGGGCGCCGACGGCCCACUACGCAGGCGCGAUGGAGCGGAUUACCCCUAAGGAAGGCUGACUCGACCGAGUACCUAGUGUGGCAACAGCAGGCACUGUCACUGAGCCCAGAUAUGGUGCCACUUGCCUGCAAAUCAACAAGCCAUGUGGUGGCAGGAUGAUUACAUUGGACCUUUCCCCGCUGGGGAAAUAAAUGUGUCUUCUUUGGGACAGACCUGUGUUCUUGGUGUUGAUCUGCCUUCCUUGUCUGUAAUGUUUCUGCUUUACUCACUAUCAAUAGUGACUUCAUCUACCACAUCAUAUUGGUCCUAAUCAGGAAAGUCAUUUCACAGCAAAAGAAGUGGAGCAGUGGGCUUGUGCCUACUUGAAUCCAACGCUUUUACCUUAUUCUCUAUUACCCCUAAGUGCCAGCUUAGGGCAGUGGCAUGACUUCCUGAAGACUCUGUUAGGCCAUCAGUUAGGAGACACACCCCAGACGCAUGGAUGUUCUAUCUUAGAGGAAGCAGUAGGUGCUGUGAAGCAGAAACCCGUAUUUGUGUGCUUCUUAUUUAGCCAGAAUAUAUGGAUCCAGGAGUCAAGUUUAGAGGCAUGAAUGACUUCCCUCACUAUUGAUAGGGACAGGAGGCAGAGAAGUUCGGGGCAGAAAAGAGUGGGGUAGCUAGCGAGGGUAGAUACCUACCCUUCACGCCUGGAACUGCGAUCCAAAGUGAGAACUUUACAUCCUUGUUUUCCUGCUCAAAUACUGCCUUUUCCAAAACCACGCCUGCCCUGCCCCCAUUGUGUACCCAUGAAAACAGCAGGCUCCACUGGCAGAGAGCAGAGAAGGGGAGAAGAAAAGAAACCUCUGAACAUCAGAGAGAAGCAGCCUGACUUCAGAGGGACAGCUUGGUGGCAGGGCAGGACUUUGGAGAAGAGUGGUCUGGAGAUGGCUGGACUUCAGGGGAGGAAUCCCUUCCCGCUCCAUCCUCUUUCCCAGUUGAGUCACUGCCAUCAGCAAUCAAAUCCUCUUCAUUCACCUCCCUUCAAUUUGUGUGACCUGAUUUUUCCUGGACACCAAACAAGAGCUCGGGUGCCACAGGUGCCGAUGCUAAAGGCUGUCACCCUGACUCUCUGUCCUCACUGGUGGAAAGCAACUGCCUCAUGUGAAAAGUUAGAGGGCCCACCAAGCUGUUUAACGCUGAGGCCUCCCAUGGAUGGCAAAGCUAAAAGAGCGCACUAUAAUGCAUGGCCUCUGGGGCUGUGGGCUUCAUGAGUAGUCCUCCACUAGUCGUUGCCCUGGGCCUUGCAUAAAGUUUUUCUGCUGUUGACACUCAGAAGCACUCCCCCUGGCUUUUGCACCCACUCACCUGCGUACUCCCCAUCCCACGAAGGGUUGAGAGCUGUGGGCCGAGUAAGCGAGGCAAAGGGGUCAGGGAAGAUUCCCUGUUUCACUAUUACAACUAAAACCCAUUUGCAGAAUUCUUGCUUCCUAUCUGUACAAUUUUGAGCUUUGCUGGUUUGGAGGUUUUUGUUUUAAGGGAAGAAUGCUUCUAUGGGGGGACAUAAAAGUUUCCACUGAAUUGGAAGCUGAGACUUCCAAAUAUCCUUUCAGUUUACUUAUGUCCUUGAACGAACAGACAACCAAAUACUAGAAGAAGAAAAGAAAAGAAGAAAAGUAAGAAAGAAGAAGAGAAAGAAAAGAAGGGAGGGAGGGAAGGAAAGAAAAAGACAGGACCACUGAGAAUCCAUACUUUUCAGGAGUAAAGAUUUGGGUCAUCCUUAUCAGGUAAAGAAUCGUGACAAACUGAGCUUCUGUCUGAGGGCAAAGAAAAGAUGAAAUGAGUAAUGAAAGAAUAAAGAUGGAAGAAGAAACUUGUAUUUUGUGAUGAGUUACAGAAAGGAGAAUUAUAGUGGCUAUGCAUAUUUUCUUCUCUUGCUUUGUGUGUAUGUGUGUGUUUGUGCACGUGUGAGCACAGUCGUGUGUGUAUGGUAUAUAGAUUCUCAAUGAAUGUAUGUUAGCGAUUUUCUUCUUUUCUCUUUUCCUUCCCUUUCGUAUUUUAUACAAGUUUUGUUGAUGGCUAAUUUUACAAUGUAGUCAUUAGACGACAGCACGUUCAGAUGGCAUUAUAUCAAAUCUGAAGAAUAACUAAUACAGCUGAGAGAUGAAUGGCAUGAAUUCCUUCCAGAGAUGGACACAAUGAAUGUUGGGACUUUGCGUCUCUUCUUGAGGAAAAGGUGAGAAUGUCUUUCUUCGUAUGAAGGACAAUAACAUCUUGUUAGAAAUACAGAGUUGUUUUUCUUUCUUUUCUCUUCUUUCAUUCAUUCUUUCUUUCUUUCUCCCUCCUUCCCUUCCUCCCUCCAUCCUUCUCUUCUUUCCUUUCCACUUUUCUUUCUUUUCUUUUUUUCCUCACUCUGUUGCCCAGGCUGGAGUACACUGGCAUGAUCUUGGCUCACUGCAAACUCUGUCUUCUGGGUUCAAGUGAUUCUCCAGCAUCAGCUUCUUGAGUAGCUGGGAUUACAGGCGCUGGCCACCACACCAAGCUAAUUUUUUUGUAUUUGUAGUAGAGACAGGGUUUCACCAUGUUGGCCAGGCUGCUCUUGAACUCCUGUCUUCAGGUGACUUGCCCACCUCAGCCUCCCAAAGUGCUGGGAUUACAGGCGUGAAGCACUUCAUCCAGCCAUGAGUUGUGUUUCUUGUUGCAUGACAGCUCAAAUAUUUGCAGAAGGGUGUGUAUGGACGCUGAAUAGCCGAAGGGGUGGGUCAUCGCCAGUUAACUAAGCUGUUAUUAUCUUUGCUUGAAGCCUGCCCUUCUACAUUCCGUUUUGUGAUGCUAAUGUUGAAUCUUCAAACUAUAUUCAUUUUGCUGGUAGCUCUGUUAGAUUCUGCCAAU